AUGAACGAGAUCAGCGAGAGAGAUACGAAACUUUACAAGAGAAAUCCGGGAGAGACGGAGCUCGUGGGAUCAAGCAUUAAGAGGAUGAAACUCGACGACGAUGAUGAUGAUUUAGCUGAUUCUGAGGUCUUUCGCUCACUGGAGAGAACGGUUUCCUCUUCUCUAGCUUACUCCGCUUCAGAUUCCGGAGGUUUCUCCGCCGCCUUAUCUGAAGGAGACGAUCAUCAGAGCUCAUCCGUCAGCUCCGACUGUUCUAGCAGCGAAACCAACGAAACCGCUACUCAUUCUCGUCUGCCAUUUUUAGAUCUGGAGGCUCAUCAAAUCUCCGAAACCGAAAUCUCGACGUUAAUCAACAACAAUUUCAGAGAACAAGCAAGUCCGUUGAGCGAGAAUCUGGGAGAAACAGCUGAAAUGGAGGACUCGGCGACGAGGGAGAGGAGAGAUCAGCGGAAAAAAGAGAAGACUGAGAAAUCUCCGACGCAGGCUGAGCUCGACGACUUUUUCUCGGCGGCGGAGAGUUACGAACAGAAACGAUUCACGGAGAAGUACAACUACGAUAUCGUUAAAGAUACGCCGCUUGAAGGUCGGUACCAGUGGGUUAGUCUGAAGCCAUGA
Messenger RNA from Microthlaspi erraticum, 615 nucleotides. The record is from the annotation of a GenBank genome assembly. Lineage: Eukaryota; Viridiplantae; Streptophyta; Magnoliopsida; Brassicales; Brassicaceae.